This is a messenger RNA of Lonchura striata (white-rumped munia), 1131 nucleotides long. NCBI's taxonomy places the organism in Eukaryota, Metazoa, Chordata, Aves, Passeriformes, Estrildidae. The record is from RefSeq and is a predicted model, not a curated record.
GCUGAGGAGCCUCAUGGUCCAUCCCUGGAUUCUCCAAGCACUGACUCCCCAUCCACUCUGACCACAGCCAGGGCCACCGCCUGCCCAGCGUCCAUCCAUGGAGGCGACCACCGUGUCCUCAUCUCCUGCCUCACCAACUGAAGGAGACAAUGUCUGUGAGACAGAUGUCACCAGCGUGGCCAUACACAGUGUGUCACUGCUCAUCUGCCUCUGUGGGCUGGCCGGGAACGGGGCUGUGCUCUGCUUCCUUGGCUCCCGCUGUUCAUCCAGGAGCACAACAACCCAUUUCAUCCUCGUCCUGACUUUUUUGGAUUUCCUCUGCCUCCUCUUUCUGUUGCCCUCCUCUCUGCUCUUCCUGCUGGAGAAUGUGUCCUGCUCUAUCAUCCUGCCCAUGCAGUACGUGGUGAUUCUUUUCCAGAUGUUAUCGGCGUCAUACAGCAUGUGGCUCUAUGUGCUGAUACUUAUCAGCAUCAGGAGGUGUAGCUCCAUCCACUGCCCUCUCUGGCACUGCUGCCACCGUCCCCAGAACCUGUCAUGGCUGGUGCAUGCCCUGCUCUGGGCCUUCCUCAUCACUCUCAUCAUUGUCUGUACCACAAAGCUUUCUCUGUGUGCUUUCCAGGUAUCGGAACACUGCCAGUUUUCUCUCAUCUCCAUAUACACCUUCAACCUUCUCCUCUGUGCUCCCUUUGUGCUCAUUUCCAUCACAAUCCUCUUCAUUAAGGUCAAGCCUGGCUCCCAUCAGCAGCAACCCAAGAGGCUGGACAUUGUUAUUUGCAUCAUUGUGCUCCUCACUCUGCCCCACAGCCUCUGGAACUUACUGCAGCACCUCAGUUACACCAUUGUGCCCUCCCAGCUUGUUUUCCUGCUCAACUGCAUCAACAGCAGCAUCAAACCCUUCAUCUACUUCUUGGUAGGGAGGUGCUGGAGGCCCUGCUCUGUGGGGUCCAUCCAGCUCUCCCUCCAGAGAGUGUUUGAGGAGCCAGAAGAAAACAGUGCCCACAGAAAUGAUCCUGCCAUGGACACAGUGCUGUGAGUCUGUUGAUCCUUCCCACUGCACUGCUGAGAGACCCCUGGACAAUGGCUGAGGGAUUCCUUGACUGACCUGAUCAAUAAAUCCCCACAGGAUCACCC